This is a messenger RNA of Cylindrotheca closterium, 585 nucleotides long. NCBI's taxonomy places the organism in Eukaryota, Bacillariophyta, Bacillariophyceae, Bacillariales, Bacillariaceae. The record is from the annotation of a GenBank genome assembly.
AUGUGGUCCAGACAGAGUGUGCCUUUGCAACUCUUGAAGGACAGACUCUGCGUUCGAUUUGACACCCUGAUGAAGUCAAAGCACCGGGUGCGUACAGGGUUUGGCGAUUCGGACCGUGUCUUCACUCCUCCGACCCUGAUCCCGUUCCAAGGAUGUGGACAAGGCAACGGUGCUGGACCUCCCAUUUGGGUCGCAAUUAACUCCAUUCUCCUGGGGAUGAUGAUCAGUAAGGGCUUUGGCUUUGACUUUCUGAUGUUGAUAUCUUGGGCUCCCCUCCUGGCUGAUGUAUGCCAAGCGGCACCAUCUCCUGAUCAGUCUGGCGAGUCUAUUGUCCCCAAGGUGGCCAAAGCACUGAAAUGGUGGUCCAAUGGGGUCCGCCUUACUGGUGGCGCCAUCCGACCGGAUAAAUCCUUCGGGUAUCUGAUCGACUUCAAGUGGAACUUGCAACAAGGCGUAUGGCAAUUCCGGAGGAAGCAAGAUUUCAAACCAUCUCUUCUUCCCAAAGGAAUGUCGGAAAUUGUGGUUGAAUUGGAUGACCUGGAUGGCACCCCAGUGCAUUUACAGUGGCUGGAACCGGAUGAUUGA